Molecule: messenger RNA, 2927 nt
Organism: Blastomyces gilchristii SLH14081
Lineage: Eukaryota; Fungi; Ascomycota; Eurotiomycetes; Onygenales; Ajellomycetaceae
Exons: 4
Coding region: 908-2857 (649 amino acids)
Source: RefSeq, a predicted model, not a curated record
GCAAGUCCUAUCGUGACAUUUGAUGUCACACCACCCAAGAUAGGCUUUGCCCUCUGCAAUAUUAACGAUAUGGAAAUUUGGGAGUUUGGUUGAAGCCGAGCAGUUUAUCUUUGCCCAGUUUUUAUUGUAUUUAAAUAUUGCUCUGCGCAACGAUCCAAGCCCUAACCCCAACCAACUAUUUAACUAUUUAACCAUCAGCUCUGUACACCACAGCACAACACCAGCCUGCCCUUGAUCCCCCCGGUUUCAACACAGAAUUGAAAGAUGUGCAGUUCUGUUGCAUAGUUUCCGUUCUUAUCGCAGAGCCGGUUUUCCUGUUCUUCGCCGUGAGACACACGUCGUUUGAGCCCUUCGACAGGAACGCUCUCUAUAGCCAUGAGUUUCCUGAACCCAACAUACAUUAUAUAGUAUGGCCUGCCUUGGUAAUGAGAUGAACUAAAAUGAAAAUAGACGAGAGCUCUGAGACGAAGACCAUUUUUGAAGACGCGUCACUCAUAAUAUCGGAGCGUUCUUAUGCAGAUUGAGUCUUUCUUUUCAAACAUGUUCAACGUUGAGCCAGCAUCCUACUUAGUGGAAUUCAAUGACCGUCCAUAUAUUUGCCUCCCCUAUGCCUGGACGUCUCUACUGAUCUUCUCGCGAGCGCUUGACGAGUUAUCAGGCGCGGUCACAGCUACGACGCAGGACUUUACCAACCCUUGUUCUAUCCAACCCUUGUUCUAUUAUCCACUACGAGCCCCAGCCCAGCAGACUUUGCAUACCAAGGCUAACAGUAGUUAAUUGGUGGCAGAGUUACGUGCGUGUCGUUCGUGCAUGCAGGUCGAAACAGUUCAUCAUGAAUGAGGGGAACAGUGGCGCGCCAAAUUCUAACCAAUAUAUACACCCAACGUGUUCGUCGGACUAAGGCCUUAUGGGGGGAUAUCGAUAUCCAGAAUAUAUAUAUAUAUAUAUAGAUGCUGCUUAUUUCAAGCAGAAGCCUGUCGAAUGUCCUUACUGUAUUCCGCGUACUUCAGCCUUGCAUCAUAUAAAAAGCACCACAAUGGCUGGAAAACGUAAAAAGCCUCCUAGGAAAAAGAGUGCAUCGUCUUCCACCGAAAUAUCUCGUCGGUAUCCCAACAAACGCGAACGUCUCCUCCGUCGCUUCUAUGAACCUCUCGUUCUUUUACAUACCCUAGGCUCCACUAGAGGCAUUCAUACAAAACCUGAGCCUUCGUUGCCUCUAGACAGUUCCAGUGUAAGAGACUGCAGGCGGGGUUUCUUGAACGAACUGGCAUACGUCUGCGAUUAUGAUAAGGGUGGUGACACGGUCACUGCUAUCGGCUUGGAGUCAACCCCGCAAGGUUCUACGUUCUGGGUUGCCUCAAAUACAUCGCCGGCUGCAAAGGUCAUUCCUUUUCUCAAAGUCCUCUUGCAAACACUGGAACGCAUUGCAAAUGUGAAUGCCCCAAGCCAAGGGGAUAAGGAAGAUAUCGCUAAAUUAUGCAUUUAUUUUGGUUCCAAGCGGAUUAAGAAGUAUCGAUCAAUAUUCUCUCGAGAGUUGGAGGGAUGCACGAAAUAUAUAGAAACGAACAAGGAAACCUUGGGCGGCCUCGAUCUGUGGCUACGACGAUUUAGCAACUCCGAUCCCAACAAUCUAGUACCUCUAUGCCAACUCGCCUUUGAGAAGCGAAAGUCACAAGAGAUGAAUCGUCUGAAAGAGUUGAGUGCGGAACCCCUUUACAAAACUAGUAAAGACGCAAUCCAUCACAAGUUCAGCCGACUCCGCCACUACAUCGGACGCCUUGGUCAUCACAUUCGAGCAGCCAACUCUCUCGUUUCAACCGCACCUAAUCUCAGACACAUACUUGACGGAUUCAGCGUUCGUGCCAUCACUACUCCGGCUCGCGCAGAAUGGCUCCCGCCAAUCGACGAAGCCGCCGUCCGCGAAAAGACUCUCCUGGACAAAGUGCUUGUCCGCAUGCUUCCCGCUAAAUCUCCGCAGCUGGAAUUCUACCAGCAGCAACUGCGAAAGAUGGACGAAACGACCCAGAUAUCCUACCGAUUCCUAAUCCCUUACACGGACCCAACCAUCCGCCCGCGAGUCCAUGCAGAGAUCCAAGUACUGGAGCAUUUUCACGAAAAGGGCCUGCAGUUCGAAGACUCUGAUCGAUACAUCGCAUGCAGCAAGCCCGCCUGUUACUGCUGCAAGUUAUAUUUCCGACACCACCCAGGUAGCUUCGAAGAGCCUGCAUCCCACUGCAAGAUCUACCUGAACUGGCGUCCUCCCGAUGUUAAUACCAGGAUCGACGCUAGUGCUGCAAAUGGUGAAGAAGACAAGGACGGCCAAAUCCGCCAGCGGAAUAUUUUGAACGCUAUGAUUCAGGAUAUACGGAGGGAUGCACUGCACCAGAUCGCUGAGAAGCAAAAGCCAUCUAACUGGCAUCCAGACUCGUGCACUGGGAUUACAUCCACGGCGGCGAGGCUUGAGCAGUCCACAGUAGUAGGAAGUGAGUGGGGUGGAGAGAUUGGAGUAAAUGAUGGCGGCUUGAGCCUUGAACACGGCGGCUCCCGGGCAAAUGUUGCAUCGUCAGCUACGAUACAGAAGAUACCAGAAUCGGUGAGAGAAAGUGAUCAUUUGUGGAUAGGGGCAGAAGGAGGGCUAGAAAUCGAUCAAAUCCCACCUCCAAUCGCAGCCACUAUUAUCCCCAACACCGUCGAAAGCCAAGAUCAGUUCUUCAGGCGUUCCAGCUGUUCCACAACUUCUAGGCCCUGGAGUGCGGGCAGCAUAAACUCGCCAUUGGGCUCUUUCCUCGAGCCUUCUAACUCGGAUGAUGAAGAGGAUAUCGACGAUGAUGGAGGUGUCCGGCUACAUGACUACUAAUUUGUUGGACUUGUUGGUGGCGAAGGAUGAAUGACAGUGACGCGUUUCUUCUCUCUCUCUCUCUCUCUCU